Molecule: messenger RNA, 2142 nt
Organism: Closterium sp. NIES-65
Lineage: Eukaryota; Viridiplantae; Streptophyta; Zygnematophyceae; Desmidiales; Closteriaceae
Source: the annotation of a GenBank genome assembly
AUGGAAUCAGUGAGAAGGGGAUGGAAUCUGGGAGAAGGGGAUGGAAUCUGGGAGAAGGGGGCAAAUCUGGGAGAAGGAGAUGGAAUCUGGGAGAAGGGGAUAGAAUCUGGGAGAAGGGGAUGGAAUCUGGGAGAAGGUGAUGGAAUCUGGGAGAAGGGGAUGGAAUUUGGGAGAAGGGGAUGGAAUAUGGGAGGAGGGGAUGGAAUCAGGGAGAAGGGGAUGGAAUCUGGGAGAAGGGGAUGGAAUCUGGGAGAAGGGGAUGGAAUCAGGGAGAAGGGGAUGGAAUUAGGGAGAAGGGGAUGGAAUUGGGGAGAAGGGGAUGGAAUCUGGGAGAAGGGGAUGGAAUCAGGGAGAAGGGGAUGGAAUAUGGGAGAAGGGGAUGGAAUCUGGGAGAAGGGGAUGGAAUCUGGGAGAAGGGGAUGGAAUCUGGGAGAAGGGGAUGGAAUCUGGGAGAAGGGGAUGGAAUCGGGGAUAAGGGGAUGGAAUCUGGGAGAAGUGGAUGGAAUCUGGGCGAAGGGGAUGGAAUCAGUGAGAAGGGGAUGGAAUCUGGGAGAAGGGGAUGGAAUCUGGGAGAAGGGGAUGGAAUCUGGGAGAAGGGGAUGGAAUCUGGGAGAAGGUGAUGGAAUCUGGGAGAAGGGGAUGGAAUCUGGGAGAAGGGGAUGGAAUCUGGGAGAAGGGGAUGGAAUCAGGGAGAAGGGGAUGGAAUAUGGGAGAAGGGGAUGGAAUCUGGGAGAAGGGGAUGGAAUCUGGGAGAAGGGGAUGGAAUCUGGGAGAAGGGGAUGGAAUCUGGGAGAAGGGGAUGGAAUCGGGGAUAAGGGGAUGGAAUCUGGGAGAAGUGGAUGGAAUCUGGGCGAAGGGGAUGGAAUCAGUGAGAAGGGGAUGGAAUCUGGGAGAAGGGGAUGGAAUCUGGGAGAAGGGGAUGGAAUCUGGGAGAAGGGGAUGGAAUCUGGGAGAAGGGGAUGGAAUUUGGGAGAAGGGGAUGGAAUCUGGGAGAAGGGGAUGGAAUCUGGGAGAAGGGGAUGGAAUAUGGGAGAAGGGGAUGGAAUCUGGGAGAAGGGGAUGGAAUCUGGGAGAAGGGGAUGGAAUCUGGGAGAAGGGGAUGGAAUCUGGGAGAAGGGGAUGGAAUCGGGGAUAAGGGGAUGGAAUCUGGGAGAAGUGGAUGGAAUCUGGGCGAAGGGGAUGGAAUCAGUGAGAAGGGGAUGGAAUCUGGGAGAAGGGGAUGGAAUCUGGGAGAAGGGGGCAAAUCUGGGAGAAGGAGAUGGAAUCUGGGAGAAGGGGAUAGAAUCUGGGAGAAGGGGAUGGAAUCUGGGAGAAGGUGAUGGAAUCUGGGAGAAGGGGAUGGAAUUUGGGAGAAGGGGAUGGAAUAUGGGAGGAGGGGAUGGAAUCAGGGAGAAGGGGAUGGAAUCUGGGAGAAGGGGAUGGAAUCUGGGAGAAGGGGAUGGAAUCAGGGAGAAGGGGAUGGAAUUAGGGAGAAGGGGAUGGAAUUGGGGAGAAGGGGAUGGAAUCUGGGAGAAGGGGAUGGAAUCAGGGAGAAGGGGAUGGAAUAUGGGAGAAGGGGAUGGAAUCUGGGAGAAGGGGAUGGAAUCUGGGAGAAGGGGAUGGAAUCUGGGAGAAGGGGAUGGAAUCUGGGAGAAGGGGAUGGAAUCGGGGAUAAGGGGAUGGAAUCUGGGAGAAGUGGAUGGAAUCUGGGCGAAGGGGAUGGAAUCAGUGAGAAGGGGAUGGAAUCUGGGAGAAGGGGAUGGAAUCUGGGAGAAGGGGGCAAAUCUGGGAGAAGGAGAUGGAAUCUGGGAGAAGGGGAUAGAAUCUGGGAGAAGGGGAUGGAAUCUGGGAGAAGGUGAUGGAAUCUGGGAGAAGGGGAUGGAAUUUGGGAGAAGGGGAUGGAAUAUGGGAGGAGGGGAUGGAAUCAGGGAGAAGGGGAUGGAAUCUGGGAGAAGGGGAUGGAAUCUGGGAGAAGGGGAUGGAAUCAGGGAGAAGGGGAUGGAAUUAGGGAGAAGGGGAUGGAAUUGGGGAGAAGGGGAUGGAAUCUGGGAGAAGGGGAUGGAAUCUGGGAGAAGGGGAUGGAAUAUGGGAGAAGGGGAUGGAAUCUGGGAGAAGGGGAUGGAAUCUGGGAGAAGGGGAUGGAAUCUGGCAGAAGGGGAUUGA